AACGCAUUUCUGCGUGUAGCAGCUUCCAUAGAUUUCAUUCUCAUUGAAAAACUUCUACCGUUGCACACUAGUUUAUAAACAACCACCCAAACAAGCUUCAGCGCACUUCGUUGUUAACUAGUGGAUCUGCUGACUAUUUCCUCGUUUAUCACGAUGCCUUUGUGUGGAGGAUUGUCUGACAAAAAAGAUAUUACUGAUGAGGUUAAAAAUUUAUGCGAUGAAUUAAAGCAGAAAAUGGAAGAGAAAUUGGGGAAAAAAUUUAAAGAAUUUGAAGCUCUGCAUUUUAAGCAACAGCUAGUAUCUGGAAUGAAUUAUUUUGUAAAGAUACAUGUUGGAAGCGAAGAAUGUGUUCAUGCAAGAAUUUACCAACCAUUCUCUGAUGGUGUGGAAUUGACGUCAAUAAAAGGGAGUAUGGCAUGUGCUGAUGAAAUAGAAUAUUUUUAGAUGGAACGUCUUGUAAAGUAAUUUUAUUUCUAAUAAUGUAAUUUUUAGAAUAAAACAUUGUUCUUAAAUCUAA
Octopus sinensis (East Asian common octopus) is the source of this 517-nucleotide messenger RNA. Its product is annotated as cystatin-B-like. Gene Ontology annotation, cellular component: cytosol. Bases 154 to 444 code for a protein of 96 amino acids. Lineage: Eukaryota; Metazoa; Mollusca; Cephalopoda; Octopoda; Octopodidae. The transcript is spliced from 4 exons. Gene Ontology annotation, molecular function: cysteine-type endopeptidase inhibitor activity. The record is from RefSeq and is a predicted model, not a curated record.